AUGCUGCCUGUGAUCGGCUGGUGUGUGUUGCGAGAGCGUGGGAGCUGGCUGCUGGAGACAGACUAUGUGGAUGACAAUGGGAAGCAAGGAAUUGAAUUAGCUCUGGGUGUGGGCAACAACAACGUGUGUGUAGAGCAGUAAACCACACACAACAAGGUUCCUAUUAAAAACCUGGGGCGGUGCCUUUUCUCUUUCACAAUGUCUCUUCCAUUAACCAGUCUCCUUCUACUAAUAUCACUGUCUGCCAACUCUUUUCCAGUGAGCACCACUCCAUCUUUCACUCACACACUAUGGCAUUGCACAGGGGCUCAUUGCAACAUGUGUGCUGCAAACAUGUACAUUCACUGAAACGAUUAACAACCUUGUUGUGCGCACACAUACACAUUAAAAUGUGACUUUGCAAGUGUGUUCUCACACACAGACACAAACAUAUACAUACAUACAUACACACACACACACUAAAGGCGUCCGCAUACAUUGAUUCGGUUUGCUCCUAGCAGAACUCUGCUAGGCGAAGUGAACAUCUGUGCUCGCAUACUCCCUUAAAAUACAUUUGCUUGAAAAAUGAGAAAAAAGCGGCAAUAUUACUGUUUGUCCCUCUUGAGACGCCAUAGCCAGUACACACAUCUGUAAUGAAUUUUGCCGUUUUUGCAGAGGUCUUAGUCGCCUAAUUUGACAUCUAACAAAGAUGUUUGGUGCAGUAUUUCUCAAGUGACAAAAUAUGCAUGAGAAUUUGUCGUCUGUCGUUGAAUGACAAACACUUAAUUGAAGAUUCCCUACUAUUUACCAACCACUGAUGAAGGGGAGGUAGACUUCGGCUGCUGAACUUCGGCUUGCCUUAAAGAGCCUUGCCUUGCCUUGCUCGAACUGCCGAAAAUAAAACCUGCCGAACACCAGAAUGAACAAAAAUGUCACAUUUCAUUAUAAUAUACAGUGCAUUCGGAAAGUAUUCAGACCCCUUGACUUUUUCCACAUUUUGUUACGUUACAGCCUUAUUCUGAAAUUGAGUAAAUAAAAGAUUUGUCCUCAUCAAUCUACACACACUACCCCAUAAUGACAAAGCGAAAACAGGUUUUUAGAAAUAUUUGCUGGGUUAUUAAAAAUUAAAAACAGAAAUGCUUAUUUACAUAAGUAUUCAGACCCUUUACUAUGAGACUUGAAAUUGAGCUCAGGUGCAUCCUGUUUCCAUUGAUCAUCCUUGAUGUUUCUACAACUUGAUUGGAGUCCACCUGUGGUAAAUUCAAUUGAUUGGACAUGAUUUGGAAAGGCACACACCUGUCUAUAUAAGGUCCCACAGUUGACAGUGCAUGUCAGAGCAAAAUCCAAGCCAUGAGGUCGAAGGAAUUGUCUGUAGAGCUCUGAGACAGGAUUGUGUCUAGGCACAGAUCUGGGGAAGGGUACCAAAACAUAUCUGCAGCAUUGAAGGUCCUCAAGAACACAGUGGCCUCCAUCAUUCUUAAAUGGAAAAAGUUUUGAACCACCGACACUCUUCCUAGACCUGGCUGCCCGGCCAAACUGAGCGAUCGGGGAGAAGAGCCUUGGUCAGGGAGGUGACCAGGAACCCGAUGAUCACUCUGACAGAGUUCCUCUGUGGAGAUGGGAGAACCUUCCAGAAGGACAACCAUCUCUGCAGCACUCCACCAAUCAGGCCUUUUAUGGUAGAGUUUCCAGACGGAAGCCACUCCUCAAUAAAAGCACAUGACAGCCCCCUUGGAGUUUGCCUAAAGGCACCUAAAGGACUCUCAGACCAUGAGAAAGAAGAUUCUCUGGCCUGAUUAAACUAAGAUUGAAGUCUUUGGCCUGAAUGCCAAGCGUCACGUCUGGAGGAAACCUGGCACCAUCUCUACGGUGAAGCAUGGUGGUGGCAACAUCAUGCUGUGGGGAUGUUUUUCAGCUGCAGGGACUGGGAGACUAGUCAGGUUCAAGUGAAAGAUGAAUGGAGCAAAGUACAGAGAGAUCCUUGAUGAGAACCUGCUCCAGAGCACUCAGGUCCUCAGACUGGGGUGAAGGUUCACCUUCCAACAGGACAACGACCCUAAGCACACAGCCAAGACAACUCAUUAGUUGCUUCGGGACAAGUCUCUGAAUGUUCUUGAAUUGCCCAGACAGAGCUCGGACUUGAACCCGAUCGAACAUCUCUGGAGAGACCUGAAAGGCUGUAAUCGCUGCCAAAGGUGCUUCAAAGUACUGAGUAAAGGGUCUGAAUACUUAUGUAAAUUAAAUAAUUUCGUUUUUUAUUUAUACAUUUGCCAAAAAUAAAUUCUUAUUUUGCUUUGUCAUUUAUAGGGUAUUGUGUGUAGAUUGAGAUUUAUUUAUUUUUUAAUCAAUUUUAGAAUAAGGCUGUAACGUAACAAUGUGGAAAAAGUUAAGCGGUCUGAACACACACACACACACACACACACACACACACACACACACACACACACACAGAGGUUGAGAAGGGGGUUAUAAUUUAUAAGAGUUAGGUGUGCUCUUGCAGGACAGGCUGUUCAGAUUUAAAGCCAGUCAGUCAGGGGUGGGGUGGGGGUGCUUAUGUGUCUGAUCCAGUGCUGUUGGCAGCUUGGUCUUGCAUUUUUAUCAGUAUUUUCCUAAUGGGGAGGAGGGAUGGAGGGGGAUCAAACCUUAUUACAGCGAUCAUACAGCCUAAUAAACCGUUGUGUGUCAUCCUGUAAGGAGUGUGUUUGUGUAGGGUUAACCCUGACUGAGGUAACAGGGCUGAAUCACCUCAGGAGACUCCAGUAAUCUCUAAGUGAGACAACUGUAGUCAGUGAGGAAAUCUAACCCCUUUCAUUCAAUAGAGGUCUACCUCUCCCACUGAAGGGGCACAAGUUGGAACGUGGCAUGUUUCUGUUCACGUGAUUGUGUGUGUAGGCUACCGCGUGUGUUAGUGUGUGAUGGCACCUUGGUUGUGUGUGUGUGUGGUGGCGUCUUGUCGUGUGUGUGUGGUAUCCGUUGAAACAGGUAUGUGUAAGCAGGUGCCACGUGGUAGUGAAUGUACUAAGCUUGAGUGAGGGGCCGUGUGUAUUCACAGCUGCCCUGGGGUCUCCGAAUGUGUGUUGUGUGUGUGUGUGUGUCGCUCCGGCCACAGUAGCUGUUCUUUCUCCAAACCCACCACUAAUUCUCUUGACUUGAGAGCACACAUCUGGUCACACGCACAAAACACACAUACUGAAACACGACACACACAAACCAGUGGAGGCUCCUCAGAGGAUGAAGGGGAAGACCAUCCUCAGUGAAUUUCAGACAUAUUUUAAUUAAAAAACCAUUUUAAAAGUUAUCCUUUUUAGAUAAAUCUAUACUAAAUAUAUUAAUGUCACCAAAUAAUUGAUUAAAACACACUGUUUUGCAAUGAAGGUCUACAGUAGCCUCAACAGCACUCUGUAGGGUAGCAGCAUGGUGUAGCCGGAGGACAGCUAGCUUCCGUCCUCCUCUGGGUACAUUUAUUUCAAUACAAAACCUAGGAGGCUCAUGGUUCUCACCCACUUUCAUAGACAUACACAGUAAUUUUUUACAACUUCCAGAGGACGUCCUCCAACCUAUUAGAACUCCUGCAGCAUGAACUGACAUUUUUUCCACGCAAUCAAAGGUUCAGAGAAUGAAUCUAGUACUGAAAACGUGAGCUACAGCUAGCUAGCACUGCAGUGCAUAAAAUGUGGUGAGUAGUUGUCUCAGAGAGAGAAAGACAAUAGUUGAACAGUUUUGAACAAAUUAAUUUCAUCAAAAAUUAAGGAGAAGCAAGGGAUUUCUCCAACAAAAAAAAUAUCUUUCACUUACUUAGCUAACAGAUGCAGCUAGCUAGUUUAGCCUACUCUAACCGAGGGAUGCUAUGUUAGCUAGCUCUUCCAAGUCAAGGUAAUCUACCAGAAUAUGGUUGGGCCUAUCAUUUGCAUCGCUAUAUUUUUUCCUAUUCUUUAAUAGUUUGAAACCUGGACGUUUUACUUCAUAUUAUGAGGCAUGUCUUAAGCCUUACUUGAAAGUAGCCUAUAGCCAAAAUCCCACUAUAGAAACGUGGAGGCAAUUAUUUUUGUAAAGACUUUCUCAUUUGCUUUCUCCUGUUCUAUUGAUUUCCUUUCAACUUUCUUUAAUUGUCUAGCAGCCAAAGGCAUUAUCGUAGUCAUAUUAAUUAAAAUUAAUAUACUGUAAGUCGCUCUGGAUAAGAGCGUCUGCUAAAUGACUAAAAUGUAAAUGUAUACGCAAUGCCCACGGAAAAAUAAGUGGGUAUACGGCGUAUACCCUCCUCUACACCACAGUGCACAUCAGUCAUCGAUAAUUGAACCUCCGCUAUUAUUGCGCUUGCCAUUGGACACAACGCAACGCGAGCAGUAUUGCCGCUUUCAUUGAUUUCAAAGAAAGCAUACCAUUAAUGGCUGAUGGCAAUGCCGGAUGCCCGAUGGCUGUAUAGUAAAUAAAAUGGUAAUUCAUGAUUUCAUUGACAAAGCCUUUGAGUCUUAUCCUAUGAGUAUGUUCAUAUUUAGUCAGUUUUGUCUUUAAAACCAGACUCUCAGACAGGUUUUGGGAAUACUAUCACAGAGUUCUCCUCAUCCUAGAUCCGACACGCUCGUUUUUGUUGGCUUGGCCGGGCAGCAGAUAUUUUCAGCAGCUUUAGUCCUGACAGGAAUGCAGCCAGCUGCCUGGACACCCAGCCCAUGCUUGUCUUUUUGGUUACCUUGCUGUGGCUGAGUCUGCCGUUGUCUAAAUAUGGCAUCUUAUUUUUACCUGUCUGAACACAAACACACACAGCCAUACAGUAUCUUUCGCCACAUUUCAUUAACAUGUCACAUCUGUUAGUUCUGCGGUUGUGUUGAGGGAGAGCUGUUGGGCUACAGGAGUUAGUGUUUGGCUGUUUAGUGUUUUGCUUGUGUGAUAUGACUUCUGAAGGGAGAGCUUCAUUGUUAUUUCCAGGAGACAAAUUGAAAGCAGUACGCUUGAUUUCUCCUGACAUGCUCGUGUUGUUACUUAGCACAAUGCUAUGUACACUGAAAAAAUAUAUAAAUGUAAACUGUUGGUCCCGUGGGGGGGGAUUACUCAGGAGUAUUUCUGUCUAUAAUAAAGCCCUUUUGUGGGGAAAAACUCAUUCUGAUUGGCUGGGUCUGGCUCCCCAGUGGGUGGGCCUGGCUGCCAAGUUGGUGGGCCUAUGCCCUCCAAGGUCCACCCAUGGCUGCACCCCUGCCUAGUCAUGUGAAAUCCAUAGAUUAGGGCCUAAUGCAUUUAUUUAAAUUUACUGAUUUCCUUAUGAACUUCUAUGAACUGUAACUCAAUUGUUGCAUGUUGGGUUUAUUUUAGUUCUGUAUAUUUUAUUUAACCGAGAGAGAGAGAGGGAACAGAAGAAACAUUCCGACCAAACUUGAUUAAUAUAAAUAUCAAUAUACCAUCAUAACAAUGUUUAUAAUGAAUGGAACAAGGCCUUUCUUUUAAGUUGCACUUGAAACUCCCAUCCAACAGCCAGAGACAUGUUCCAUCUAAAAACAUAAAAGCACACUUAACUUAAUUGUACCUAUUACAGUAAACAAGGGCCAUUCUCAGGGAGUAGACUAGAGGUCCCCAGGAAAGGAAGGGAGGAGCGUCGGAGAGGCAAGGACCCUGUCUGUCUGGCUGACUGGUGGACUGAGAGCUGAAAGAGGCCCCUGGUUUAAUCUCCUGCCUGCCUGCCUGCCGAGGGAGCGUCAGAUGGCUCUGACAGAGAUAGACCAGCCCAGCUCACUGAGCACAGGCAACAAUUAAAGCUCCAGAUUAAGCGAGUUUUGGACUACUGAAAGCUGCUCUGUUCAUUUCUCUUCCUCCUUCUUCUGGUUCAUCUCUAUACUGGGAUUCCUUCCUCCCCCAGCGUAAUGGCACUGGCAGAACACACAGUACAUAUAUGUUUGUGGAUAGCUUGAGUAGACCUGCUGUGUGUUUGUGUUGAUACGUAUUUGAUAUAUUUUCAUGGAAUACAUAGCCUACAGGUGUAUUUAUUGGCUUGUCAACAUAGUAAGAACAUUGUUCAACCUGAGUGACUGGGAUCUUGUGGGAAAACACUGGUGUUGUUUGGCCCUCCUCCCCCAACGUGCGCGUGAGCAAACACACUUCCAGUCCCAAGCAGAGCAUACAGAGACAAUGAUAGGAAAUACAUUAGUAGGACCUCCAUUGUAUCUCCCCAUACAUCCUCAUUUCCUGUAUAGGAGUCAGAGCGGGUGGUUGUGGUGGUGCUGGAGAGGGGAAACUCCUGCCGCUCUCCUCCUCUCCCUGGGCCAGGGUGGGCACCCCCUGGAGGGGCUAGAGGAGUGGGAGGUCUGUCUGGGUCUAUCCCCAGGCAGAGAGGGCCUAAUCCAGCUCCCUUCUGCUGCCUGUCUGCCUGCCUGCCUGUAUGGUUGGCUCACUGCCUGGUUGACAGUGGUUGGAUGGCUUCCUGACUGGCUGGCUGGCUUACUGGCUGGCUUACUUACUGACUGUCUGGCUGGAUGGCUGUCUCUCUAGCUCUAAUCACAAGACCACUGUGUGACAUUAAACUUUGUCUGCUGCUUCUAUCCCCUGUAAUGGUGUAAACAAUGGCUUGGGGACCACAUGGCUGUCUGUCCUGCCGUCAGUUGGGUGUGUGUAGCGUUAUGCUGUGACCUGUCUCUUUUUACCUCAGCCAGACCACUGUCCUGGCUGUGUGUGUUCAUGGAUGUGUGGCGCUUUAUACUAUGACCCGUCUCUCUGUAGGCCUACCUAACCUCCCCAGGGCUCCAGACUAACCCUUACCCUACCUGACCUCCUCCCCAUUUCAGAUUGUCAGUGAUGUGUACACCGAGGAACUUUAAGCUUUUCACCUUCUCCACUGUGGCCCUGUUGAUGUGGAUGGGGGUGUGCUCCCUCUGCUGUCUCCUAAAGUCCACGAUCAGUUCCUUUUUGUUUUGUUGACACGGGAGAGGUUGAUUUCCUGGCACCACUCUGCCAGGGCCCUUACCUGCUCCCUAUAGGCUGUCUCGUCAUGGUUGGUAAUCAGGCCUACCACUGUUGUUGUCUGCAACGUAAUUAUUGAGUUGGAGGCAUGCGUGGCUGUGCAGUCAUGGGAGGACAGGAGGGGGCUGAGCACACACCCUUGUGGGGCCCCUGUGUUGAGGAUCAGCGUAUUGGAUGUGUUGUUGCCUACCUUCACCACCUGGGGGCAGCACGUCAGGAAGUGUAGGACCCAGUUGCACAGGGCGGGUUUCAGACCCAGGGCCCCAAGCUUAAUGAUGAGCUUGGAGGGUACUAUGGUAUUGAAGGCUGAGCUGUAGUCAAUGAAAAGCAUUGUUACAUAGGUAUUCCUCUUGUCCAGAUGGGAUAGGGCAGUGUGCAGUGCGAUGGUGACUGCGUCAUCCGUGGAUCUAUUGGGGCGGCAUGCGAAUUGCAGUGGGUCUAGGGUGUCGGGUAAGGUGGAGGUGAUAUAAUCCUUAACUAGUCUCUCAAAGCACUUCAUGAUGACAGAAGUGAGUGCUACGGGGCGAUAGUACCUAACCUCUUCCCCAGGGCUCCAGACUAACCCUACCUAACCUCUUCCCCAGGGCUCCAGACUAACCCUACCUAACCUCCUCCCCAGGGCUCCAGACUAACCCUACCUAACCCUACCUAACCUCCUCCCCAGGGCUCCAGACUAACCCUACCUAACCUCUUCCCCAGGGCUCCAGACUAACCCUACCUAACCACCUCCCCAGGGCUCCAGACUAACCCUACCUAACCUCUUCCCCAGGGCUCCAGACUAACCCUACCUAACCUCCUCCCCAGGGCUCCAAGACUAACCCUAACCCUACCUAACGUCCUCCAGGACUCCAGACUAAACCUAUCCCUACCUAACCUCCUCCCCAGGGCUCCGGACUAACACUACCUAACCUCCUCCAGGACCACAGACUAACCCUAACCCUACCUAACCUCCUCCCCAGGGCUCUAGACUAACCCUAACCCUACCUAACCUCCUCCCCAGGGCUCCAGACUAUCCCUAACCCUACCUAACCUCCUCCCCAGUGCUCCAAGUCUAACCCUAACCCUACCUAACCUCCUCCCCAUGGCUCCAAGUCUAACCCUACCUAAUCUCCUCCCCAGGCUAAUUGCGAGCUUGUAUAGGAAGUAUCUGGUUCGUGAGACUACUCUGUACCUGAGCCCGACUACUGACCAUGUAGAUUGGUACUUCCGCUGUACUGACCCUCACACCCAUCUCUACCUCUCUCUCUCCCUCUCUCCUUCCCUCCCCAGGUGUGCCACCACUCAGACUGCCAGGACCUGAACAACAAGAGCCCUCUUCACCUGUGUGAGUCAUGUGACUCCCGCUGCCACCUGGAAGACACAGACAACAUGCACUUUGACCGACACCCCCGCUUUGACCUGCAACCCCAAGGUACACAACAUUACCCAGUACCCACCACAACAACAGCUUCACACCCAGACUUCCUCCCCACUAGUUUGUAUACAUUUAGUGCCCAAUCCUACACUCAGGUCAGGUUAUAUGACAGGUCAGGUUUUAACUCCCAGAGCAACGCUUGCGUCAAGUCUUUUGAGUCAAAGAAAUAGAUUCCCCUCGACCAUACGGGUGGCAGGUAGCCUAUCGAGCGUUGGGCCAGUAACCGAAAGGUUGCUUGUUUGAAUCCCAGAGCCGACAAGGUGAAAAAUCUGUCGAUAUGCCCUUGAGCAAGGGACUUAACCCUAAUUGCUCCAGGGUCGUUGAUAAUGGCAGACCCUGGCCAUGACCCCACUCUCCGAGGGUGCCUCAGUGAGAGUUGAGAUAUGCAAAGAACACAUUUACAAUUCACACAUGCGUAUUAAUACACACUUAAGGCGUCCUGUAGCUCAGUUGGUAGAGCAUGGCACUUGCAACGCCAGGGUUUUGGGUUCGUUUCCCACGGGGGGCCAGUAUGAAAAAUUUAUGCAUUCACUAACUGUAAGUCGCUCUGGAUAAGAGCAUCUGCUAAAUGACUAAAAUGUAAAUGUUGUACAUGUGUGAAAUGGGACAAAUACUGUUUAAGCAAAUUAUUGUUAUUGUUACAUGCAUGAAAAUAAACACUAGCACAUCUUCCUGUUCCACCACUGACUUCCCUCCACCCGUGAUUUUUAUCUUAAACUGGGUUCAUGGCCUGAAGAUAUGAGACUGUCUGUCAUGCAAUGACGGCUUCUAGGCUCAUUGAACUGAUGUUAGUCGUGACAGCAAGAACGUUUUGAAUUUCCUGUUAACAUUUUGUCAGGCUAGAUUAAACUGGAAGUACCUGUGUUUAUUAAGGAAAGUGUUAUUAAAGAGUAGUAUUAAAGAUCUCUAAGAGAUUCUGUGUAACCCCCCCGUGUAAGGUUCCAUCCUGGCCCGGAACGUGUCGACGCGCUCCUGUCCCCCCCCCAUCAGCCCCCCCUCUGACCUGGAGGAGGAGGAGGAGGAAGGGGGCAACAACCGAGGGUAUGUCACUCCUGGUUAUGCCUAUGAUUUAUUACAUUGUCUAUCUGUCUGCAUGGCGCUUGUCACUUUGGUUUAAAAUACAAAAUGGACACUAGAUCAGUGAGGAGUGUCCUCUUUGACAGCACUGAUCUAUUAAUAUACAAUAGUCGUGGUUAUGCUUAAAUUAGUGUUGACCUGUUAUUCCAUAGAUCAGGGAUCAUCAACUACACUGCUCAAAAAAAUUAAGGGAACACUUAAACAACACAAUGUAACUCCAAGUCAAUCACACUUCUGUGAAAUCAAACUGUCGACUUAGGAAGCAACACUGAUUGACAAUAAAUGUCACAUGCUGUUGUGCAAAUGGAAUAGACAACAGGUGGAAAUUAUAGGCAAUUAGCAAGACACCCCCAAUAAAGGACUGGUUUUGCAGGUGGUGAUCACAGACCACUUCUCAGUUCCUAUGCUUCCUGGCUGAUGUUUUGGUCACUUUUGAAUGCUGGCGGUGCUUUCACUCUAGUGGUAGCAUGAGACGGAGUCUACAACCCACACAAGUGGCUCAGGUAGUGCAGCUCAUCCAGGAUGGCACAUCAAUGCGAGCUGAGGCAAGAAGGUUUACUGUGUCUGUCAGCGUAGUGUCCAGAGCAUGGAGGCGGCUACCAGGAGACAGGUCAGUACAUCAGGAGAUGUGGAGGAGGCAGUAGGAGGGCAACAACCCAGCAGCAGGACUGCUACCUCCGCCUUUGUGCAAGGAGGAGCACUGCCAGAGCCCUGCAAAAUGACCUCCAGCAGGCCACAAAUGUGCAUGUGUCUGCUCAAACGGUCAGAAACAGACUCCAUGAGGGUGGUAUGAGGGCCCGACGUCCACAGGUGGGGGUUGUGCUUACAGCCCAACACCGUGCAGGACGUUUGGCAUUUGCCAGAGAACACCAAGAUUGGCAAAUUCGCCACUGGCGCCCUGUGCUCUUCACAGAUGAAAGCAGGUUCACACUGAGCACAUGUGACAGAGUCUGGAGAUGCCGUGGAGAACGUUCUGCUGCCUGCAACAUCCUCCAGCAUGACCGGUUUGGCGGUGGGUCAGUCAUGGUGUGGGGUGGCAUUUCUUUGGGGGGCCGCACAGCCCUCCAUGUGCUCGCCAGAGGUAGUCUGACUGCAAUUAGGUACCGAGAUGAGAUCCUCAGACCCCUUGUGAGACCAUAUGCUGGUGCGGUUGGCCCUGGGUUCCUCCUAAUGCAAGACAAUGCUAGACCUCAUGUGGCUGGAGUGUGUCAGCAGUUCCUGCAAGAGGAAGGCAUUGAUGCUAUGGACCGCCCGUUCCCCAGACCUGAAUCCAAUUGAGCACAUCUGGGACAUCAUGUCUCGCUCCAUCCACCAACGCCACGUUGCACCACAGACUGUCCAGGAGUUGGCGGAUGCUUUAGUCCAGGUCUGGGAGGAGAUUCCUCAGGAGACCAUCCGCCACCUCAUCAGGAGCAUGCCCAGGCGUUAUAGGGAGAUCAUACAGGCACGUGGAGGCCACACACACUACUGAGCCUCAUUUUGACUUGUUUUAAGGACAUUACAUCAAAGUUGGAUCAGCCUGUAGUGUGGUUUUCCACUUUUAAUUUUGAGGGUGACUCCAAAUCCAGACCUCCAUGGGUUGAUAAAUUUGAUUUCCAUUGAUAAUUUUUGUGUGAUUUUGUUAUCAGCACAUUCAACUAUGUAAAGAAAAAAGUAUUUAAUAAGAUUAUUUCAUUCAUUCAGAUCUAGGAUGUGUUAUUUUAGUGUUCCCUUAAUUUUUUUGAGCAGUGUAGAUUCAGCCGCGGGAUUAUCUUUUCUUGAGCGGAUGGUCAGGGGGCCUGAACAUAAUUACAAAUAAUUUGUAGACUGUAAAUUGACUUCAAGAAGCCCAAACAGAUAUAAUAUUUGACUAAAGCAUAAUAAUUUCAAACCUUGCUUACAUUUUGUAUACGAUCACAUAUAUCUAUAUUUUAUACAUGGGAAUACUUUAGAACUUGAUUUCCAAAAUUAAAAUCCUUUGGAGCUGAUUUGCUCAGAACUUAGGGGGCUAAAUAAUAUCACAUACGGCCCACCAGUUGGGGAAUCUUGGCAUAGAUGUUCAAUUACACUAUGUACAUAUGACUGGGGUUUUUUUCUUCCAGGGAGCGUAAAGCUGGGGGCCUGAAGUUGGUGAAGAAGAAACCACGGCGACGGCACACCGAUGUGAGUAUUGAUACAGACAAUAUACGCCCCUUAGGAAACCACAUCACUCCACCUUAGCUCCUAAUAGUAUUGGGUCACCCAAUACUAUUAGGAGCUAUGUUGGUCAAAACAUAGCUGUCUUAUUGUAUGUGGUGGAAAGUUAAUUGUAUGAUGAUCACAGUGCCAACAUGACUACAGGCUUCAUGCUGUUAGUAUACCACUGAAAAUGGCAACAAUUCUCAGCAGAGGCCGGGGACCCACACACCACACACACAUAUCAGUCAACAGUUUGGACACCUACUCAUUCAAGGGUUUUUCUUUAUUUUUAGUCUUUUCUACAUUGACAUCAAAACUAUGUUAUAACACAUAUGGAAUCAUGUAGUAACCCAAGAAGUGUUAAACAAAUCAAAAUAUAUUUUAUAUUUGAGAUUCUUCAAAUAGCCACCCUUUGCUUUGAUGACAGCUUUGCACGCAUUCACUCAACCAGCUUCACCUGGAAUGGUUUUCCAACAGUCUUGAAGGAGUAUGCUGAGCACUUGUUGCCUGCUUUUCCUUCACUCUGCCAUCCGACUCAUCCCAAACCAUCUCAAUUGGGUUGAGGUCGGGGGAUUGUGGAGGCCAGGUCAUCUGAUGCAGCACUCAAUCACUCUCCUUAUUGGUAAAAUAGCCCUUACACUGCCUGGAGGUGUGUUGGGUCAUUGUCCUGUUUGAAAAACAAAUGAUAGUCCCACUAAGCCCAAACCACAUGCUGGUUAAGUGUGCCUUGAAUUCUAAAUAAAUCACAGACAGUGUCACCAGCAAAGCACCCCCACACCAUAACACCUCCUCCUCCAUGCUUUACGGUGGGAAUUACACAUGCGGAGAUCAUCCGUUCACCCACACAGUGUCUCACAAAGACACAGCGGUUGGAACCAAAAAUCUCAAAUUUGGACUCCAGACCAAAAAACACAUUUCCACCGGUCUAAUGUCCAUUGCUUGUGUUUCUUGGCCCAAGCAGGUAUUUUCUUCUUAUUGGUGUCCUUUAGUAGUGGUUUCUUUGCUGGAAUUCGACCAUGAAGGCCUGAUUUACGCAGUCCCCUCUGAACAGUUGAUGUUGAGAUGUCUGUGACUUGAACUCUGUGAAGCAUUUAUUUGGGCUGCAAUUUCUGAGGCUGGUAACUCUAAUGAACUUAUCCUCUGCAGCAGAGGUAACUCUGGAUCUUCCUUUCCUAUGGUGGUCUUCAUGAGAGCCAGUUUCAUCAUAGCGCUUGAUGGUUUUUGCGGCUGGACUUGAAGAAACUUUCAAAGUUCUUGACAUUUUCCGUAUUGACUGACCUUCAUGUCUUAAAGUAAUGAUGGACUGUCGUUUCUCUAUGCUUAUUUGAGCUGUUCUUGCCAUAAUAUGGACUUGGGUCUUUUACCAAAUAGGGCUAGCUUCUGUAUACCCCCCCUACCCUGUGACAACAAACCUGAUUGGCUCAAACUCAUGAAGAAGGAAAGAAAUUCCACAAGUUAACUUUUAAGAAGGCACACCUGUUAAUUGAAAUGCAUUCCAGGUGACUACCUCAUGAAGCUGGUUGAGAGAAUGCCAAGAGUGUGCAAACCUGUCAACAAUGCAAAGGGUGGCUAUUUGAAGAAUCUCAAAUAUAAAAUAUAUUUUGAUUUGUUUAACACUUUUUUUGGUUACUACAUGAUUCCAUAUGUGUUAUUUCAUAGUUUUGAUGUCUUCACUAUUAUUCUACAAUGUAGGAAAUAGUAAAAAUAAAGAAAAACCUUUGAAUGAGUAGGUGUGUCCUAACUUUUCACUGCUACUGUAUAUAUAAUGGUCUCCAAUGGUUCGUCCCUGAGUGUUUUUGGUCAGUCAGCCUGCAUGGUAAAGGGCCUCCAUGUGGAUCUACUGCGAGAGAAAUCACUACAGGAGCUCUGGCCUCUUCAGUUUUACAGCCAUGAACUUAUAUUGUCUGUCGCCCCCUGCAGGACCCCAGCAAGGAGUGCUUCAGCCUCAAGUUUGAUCUGAACGUGGACAUUGACACAGAGAUCGUCCCCGCUGUGAAAAAGAAGACCCUGAGGUGAAUUGGUAGUGGGCUGAAUAAAUAGGAAUGAUUGUGACCGAUUUGUGUCAUUCUGUUUAAGGUCUGGUCUGACUUUGUCCAAGGCAUGGGAUCAUAGACAUACAAUAUAAUAAUGCUCCAUUUGAUUAUUUGCAUAAACAUAUGGUGUGAGUGGUCUCUGUUGACUCUCAGUCCUGUGUUUACAUAACUGUAUUGGGUGAAUGGUCUAUACUCUGUGUUAAUUCUGUUCUCUCUGUCCUGUGUGUUCCUCUAUUCCAGGGAGGUGCUGGGCCCUGUGUUUGAGCGUAAAGGUAUUGAGUUAUCCCGGGUAGAUCUGUUCCUAGACCAGUCCAACACUCCACUGUCCCUGAACUUUGAGGCCUACCGCUUCGGGGGCCACUAUCUCAAGGUCAAAGGUUAGAGUCCACCAGAACACCACAUCUAAUUUUGUUUUCCUCCAGCUUCACAAUGAAUAGAAUAAAAUAACUUUCUUUCCCCAGUGAAUCUACCUCUGUCUGUGGAAGUAUGGGUGUUUUUGAUUCUAAGCAAACCAAGGUACAAUGUGUUUCAACUUUUGAUUACUACCCUGCACUGAAAACUACAUUUUAAGGGUUGACGAAAUAUGAAACAAACACCAAUCUAAUGAAUUUGCCUUUAUUAGAGAAUAUUUGGCUUCUGUUUGUACCCCCUAGCAUAAACAAUGUCUGGGUGGGAACAGAUGGCAGGGCCUCAGUUUCCUGUCUCUCCCUUGAUUCAGAGGAAACUGGACAGGGCAUCCCCCAUCUUGGAUCCCUGUAGGAGACUGUGGCCUUUUCUCAUUUGGGCAAAAAGUCAGACCUCCAGCCUAUCUCCUCCGUCCUUUCUCCUCCCAGACCCUCAAACCCAUAAGUGGUUUAGUAGUCGAGGAGAAGUCAAUUCGUUAGUAGGCGAACGGAUGAGUGUUCUCCCGUCCUCGAUAGCUACCUUUUAUUGAGGAUAGUCAUGUGUAUCUUACCGGAGUCCCUCGCAGAAGAGUUUUGAAAUCUGCCACACCCGCUUUGAAUCAGCUUUUGCUUUGUCGGAGGAGAAAAGCAUACAGACGUUUAAAAACAACAUACUACUUAUCGUUUAAUCUAUAAAAUGUCUUGCACAACUAACAUCAUUUGUUUUUCACUUUACACAUUUAUUUUGGGAUCUACCCCUGUAAACAUUAUUUGCCUGAUAACGCGCGAGUGGAGAAGGAGUCUGAUUUCAUACAAGCGCAUUUUCGUCCACUUUCCCUCUCCUCGCCGCCUCUCCUUGAUUACCUUGGCCCUUUUUCAAAAGGAGGUGAGAGAGGACGCAGGAGUUGAGCAAAUCCAAUUGAGAAAAGGCCUAUAUCUGUAGCAGCGGCCUUUGGAUCAAAGACUCAUAGACAGGUUAGCUGAGAACGUCACGAAAACAGCGCGCACGCUUCUAUGGGCCAGAAGGCUGUGUUGUGAUUCUGGAUGGCCAGAUAGCUAGCAACAAUGACAUGAGGGAAAUCGUAGGUGGCUCGUUUCAGUUAGUUUUAUCUUGUUCUUAAUGUCUUGUUUUGGGGUGUGUUUUCUAGACUGGAAGGGAAAGGUGAUACCUAGUCAGUUGCAAAAACUGAAUGCUUUCAACUGAAAUGUGUCUUCCGCAUUUAACCCAAACCCUCUGCAUCAGAGAGGUGGGGGGGGGCUGCCUUAAUCGACAUCUACAUCAUCGGCGUCCGGGGAACAGUGGGUUAACUGCCUUGCUUAGGGGCAGAACAUUUUACAUGUUUACAUUUUAGUCAUUUAGCAGACGCUCUUAUCCAGAGCGACUUACAGUUAGUGAGUGCAUACAUUUUCCAUACUGGCCCCCCGUGGGAAUCGAACCCACAACCCUGGCAUUGCAAGCGCCAUGCUCUACCAACUGAACUACAGGAGGCCCUGUAGAACAGCAGAUUGUCAGCUCGGGGAUUCGAUCCAGCAACCUUUCGGUUACUGGCCCAACACUCCUACCCGCCAGGCUAGCAACUCAUCCAAUUCAAUCUGCAGCUAAUAAGCCAAUCUUAAAAGCUAGCCUUGUAGUAUAAUAUUUUCCCAAUCUAAUGUUUAAAAGGGGAUCCUGUUUUGGAGCCUGAGGAGAGAGAACUUCAACAGGAAGCUAGUCCUGAAAUAAAUAAAUAUUGAUACCGUUUUUGAGAUGUACUUCUCUAUUACAACUACCUACCUUCAAUAAGAGAAUUAUAACACACAAAGCUAACCCUCAAUGUUGGUUCCUCCUCAGCACGGCCGGGUGAUGAGCUGAAGGUGCAGCAGGGAGUGAAGGACCUGCGCUCGCUCAGUCUGCCCAACAUGAAACCCUCCUCUGGGGGUCAGAGCCCCUACAUCCUCACCCCGGGCAGCGAGAGGGUGGAGCACGGCUCCCUGGGACGCAAAGAGAGCAACGUCGACCUGCUGGUCAGUGCAGCCUCUACUACA
Coregonus sp. 'balchen' is the source of this 16010-nucleotide messenger RNA. The record is from the annotation of a GenBank genome assembly. NCBI's taxonomy places the organism in Eukaryota, Metazoa, Chordata, Actinopteri, Salmoniformes, Salmonidae.